Aethina tumida (small hive beetle) is the source of this 957-nucleotide messenger RNA. Its product is annotated as m-AAA protease-interacting protein 1, mitochondrial. The record is from RefSeq and is a predicted model, not a curated record. The coding region runs from base 46 to 879 and encodes 277 amino acids. Gene Ontology annotation, cellular component: mitochondrial inner membrane. Lineage: Eukaryota; Metazoa; Arthropoda; Insecta; Coleoptera; Nitidulidae. Gene Ontology annotation, molecular function: ribosome binding. Gene Ontology annotation, biological process: inner mitochondrial membrane organization; protein insertion into mitochondrial inner membrane from matrix. The transcript is spliced from 3 exons.
UAACGACUGAUUGGAGAGUUACAAUACGUCAAAUGUUGGUUUAAGAUGAAUGUAAACUUUUGUAGGGGAAGUAUUUCUAGAAAUUUGCGAAAAUAUAAUGUAGUGUUGAACAAAUCUCUUUUAAAAAGCAAUCCCGUACAAAAUCGGCAUAUUUGCUACUCUCCGGUAGCAUUUGAAAAGUCGUUCCUAACCUCAAACCAAUUGUUUCUCACACCAAAGGACCAUGAAAAAAGGUAUAAAAGCUUGUCUGAAAGUGUCAAACGAUGCUACAGCAGCGAAGAAAAACCCUCCGUCAACAAACUUCCACCGUUAAUGAACUUCCCGAAAAUUGUGUGGCCUUCAUUAGUCAAAUCGAUCAGAAACUUCAUACUAGCCACUUUUAUAAUCAAACCAUAUCUGGACCGAGAAUUUAACUUGCCGGACUUCAUAGCAGGUUCGAAAAAAGCUGUUGAGGUUGUGUCCCACAAACUCUCAUCGGGAGAAUUAAAGACUCUUAAUGGAUUAGUCACAUCAGAUAUACUUCCCAAUUUGCAGGAGAACAUUUCACAGAUGUCAUUAUCUCAGAGGGAACAAAUUGCCAUAGAUAUGGAAGAUAUAUAUUUUGUGUUUCCCUACCAGGUGGGAAUCAUUUUUAAUGACGAAGAUGAAAGCACUCAAAAACGUUUUGUCGAAAUUACAAUGGUGUAUCAUACAUUGAAAGGUUUGGCUGCAAUGAGGAGUCGGGGAGAAGAGCCUCCCCUAAACAUGGGCAUGCUUCCAGAAUACCAAAAUAGGAUAUCAAUUUGUAAUUAUCGUUUUAUAAGAGAAUUUACUAAAGGCGUUGAAAGUGAAUGGACUGUGAAUUCGUUAAAUCAUUUUAAGCCUAUUGAUGAUCAAUAAAGUUUCUGUUAUAGUAAUAUUGUUUUCCCAAUAAAUUUUAUUUGUAUAUUGGAUAUUAAAUUUAUAUAGUUAUAGUAA